GACAGAGAGAGACAGAGAGAGAGAGAGAGAAGGAAGCAGCCGGCCGUUCAUUUGUGCCCCUGAGUUAUGGAUGUUGAUGCGUUCACUUCAGGCCAGAUCAGAGCUCUGAGGAAGAUAGCCAGCAGCAUCCAACAGCAGCUUUCUACUCAUCUUUUACCGGGUUUUACCCUUCCAGUAUGUUUCUUCUGAUGAGACAUUUUCUAACGCCGAGAGUUUCAGUACAAUGUGGAAAUGGAUACUGACACAUGGUGCCUCAGCCUUUCCCCACCUGCCCUGCUGCUGCUGCUGCUUCUUGCUGCUCUUCUUGGUGUCUUCUGUGUCUGUCACCUGCCACGACAUGGGCCAGGACAUGCUGUCACUGGAGGCCACCAACUCUUCUUCUUCCUCUUCCUCCUCCUCUUCCUCCUCCUCCUCCUUCUCUUCUCCUUCCAGUGCGGGGAGACAUGUGCGGAGCUACAAUCACCUCCAAGGAGAUGUUCGCUGGAGAAAGCUGUUCUCUUUCACCAAGUACUUUCUCAAGAUUGAAAAGAAUGGAAAGGUCAGCGGGACCAAGAAUGAGAACUGCCCAUACAGUAUCCUGGAGAUAACAUCAGUGGAAAUAGGAGUGGUAGCAGUGAAAGCCAUUAACAGCAAUUAUUAUUUAGCCAUGAAUAAGAAAGGAAAACUCUAUGGUUCAAGAGAAUUCAACAAUGAUUGCAAGCUGAAAGAAAGGAUAGAAGAAAAUGGAUACAAUACCUAUGCAUCCUUUAACUGGCAGCACAAUGGGAGACAGAUGUAUGUGGCAUUGAAUGGGAAAGGAGCUCCAAGGAGAGGACAGAAAACAAGAAGGAAAAACACUUCUGCUCAUUUUCUUCCCAUGGUAGUACAUUCAUAGAUGAAGCAUUUCUUGAUACAAAUGAAAUCAAAAGGUCUCUUGUUGAGAAAAUCUGGUAAUUCUCGAGAAGAGUAGUCUGGAAAAGCAAAGACAUUACUUGUUUGAGAGAAGAAGCUUUUGAACGUUUUUGUACUCACUGCUGGCAAGAGAAAUCAUUUAAAUUAGUUCUGUGUCAUAUCUUAAAAUGAAGAUAUAGACUGGAUCAGAUGGGAUGGAUGCUCUUUCCAGAGUGAACAACUUGGCUAUUUUUUGUUUUGUUUUGUUUUGUUUUUUAUUUCUGUGAUAGAACUUGGAGGAUGUGAGACAAUCGGAUGAAUGAUCUUCGGGGAAAGUUAUUUAUGGAAUACUAACUCAUAUCAAAGACUUUCAAUGCUCAUUCAAGCCUGAUGAUCCAAUGAGCAGUUAGACACGCAAGCCUUUACUGGAAGCACUUGGGUCAUAAUGCACAACCAAAGGAGUUUUUGGUGUGGCAACGUGAAAGAAAGGAUAGGAUUAAGAAAUAUAAACACAUUAGUGCAAAACUGUUCUAACAAAACGAAUAAUAUGGUAUGCUUAUGCAUUCUACCUUCAUCCUUUCUAUUUCUUUCUAAGUUAUUUAUUUAAUAGGAUGUUAAAUAUCUUUGGGGUUUGAAAUAUUUUCUUCAGCAGCUGCCUCUGUCUUUUCUUUCAGUAUAUCAUAUUCAUGUUCAUGUAGUAAUAUUUUUAAUAUUUGGCCAACACUUGGAGAAUGGGAAAUGAAUGUGGCUGUUAGACCAUCCUGGGAAAGCAGAUUUUGUUUCUAAUCUGCUGUCCUUUGCUGACAUUGCACUUAUGUAAUAAGCCCCCCAAAACAGUGAAUCUGAGAAGGGCUGAGAUAUGUGGUCAGUGUGAGGUGUCUGCCAGCCCCUGAAUGCAUUGACCCUAAUAUAUCAUAUCCAUGAUGAAAUGAGCACAAAUGGCCAGAUUCUGUUCUUGGUAAGGCAUUCCUGACUCCUAAUGCAUCAGCUUGGUGGUCUAUAUAUAUAUAUAGACCACCAAGCUGAUAUAUAUAUAUAUUCAAAGAAGUUAAAUCUAAUUGUAAAAAAAACAAAAAACAAAAUAAAACAAAACAAAAAAAAAAAAGAACCAACACAAAAUUCCUUGGCCCCACAUGCUUAUUAGUGAUUCAUUGACACAUAUCACAGCAGCAAAUGAUGAAAAGCCUGUCUGGUUGUAUAAGAACCAUUUGUAACUUUAUCAGCAUCAAUCUCCUCUAAAGGAGCUUUUGAGGCAUUUGUUAUAAAGUACAACUCUUUCCAUGAAUUAGACUGAAUAAAUCUGUCCUGGUAUAUGUGUAAUCAUAUACUGAAAUAUGUUCAAACUGUAUGAUCUAAUCUUUUUUUAAUCUUCUGUCCUGUAAAUUUAAGAGCUCUGGAGAGCUCUUUAAUAUAACCAUAUGGACAUUCAUUUUGUUAGAGCAGGUAAACAGAAAAGAGUACAUCAGAGUGUACCAGUCUUCACAUUGUAUUCCACUAAAUAAAUACAUAAGCCUUCUUUGCAGUGUCUGUAGUGAAAGAAAAUGUAGUAUAAUAUUAUUUGAUCUAAAUACUUUAAGUAAUAACUGAGAGUAUAUUGAUGCUGCAGUUUUAUUUCCAUAUUUCUUGUUGUGAAAAAGUCUGUUUAUUUUUAUUGUUUGGAAACUGUAUUUUGGUAUAAAGGAGAGACUCAGUAAAUGUGGCUUUUUUCUAAGGUUUAAUCUUUCAGAAAGGCUGGCAUUUUGUCAUCUUCUUAUAACUUAUUUGAGUCAAUGUUUAACCAGCACUUCCAGUGUUAAUCUGUUACUUAAAUAUUAGCUGUAUAAAGCUUUCCAUAAAGUACUGAGUGGUCAGACUUUUAUCCUUCUUUAAGUCAAGUUGGAUGUUUUUCUAAAAAAGAAAUUCAUUGGAAGCAUAUAAUAUUUUGGUUUAUAGAUAAAGUUGCAUUUCAUGGUAAUUAGAUUUCAACAUGUUUGUUGACAAAUGGGAUUUUUAAAAAUCCAUAUUCUUGAAUACCUAUGGUUGAAAUUCUGAUAUUAAAAGUUAACUUGGUAGUAGAACUCAAAGCUAAAAUGUAUUCACCUUUAUCAGGGUCAGAUAUUCUUGGUUACAUAUUUUAAAAUAAUAAUUGACUAUGGCAAGUCAACAUGGACCACCCACAACCACAAUGCACCAUUUGGUUAGACAAAUACCGUAUUAGAUGACCACUCCAACAGCAUCUAGGGCAUAAACUGGGUUCUCAUUUCAUGUAAUCGUUUAGAUUACUGAAGAGCCUACACAUAAACAUUCAUAAUUAUAGAAUUCAAAACACUAAAAUAGCUUCUAGCUAAAUGUAUCAGUGCUUGCAGAGGCCAAGAAUAGAAAAUAUCCAAAUAUCCUUCUUCCUUCUCGCUCUCCCCUCCUUCCUCCCCCACAAAGUGAACGGGGAUAAAGACAGGAAUUAUUUCCUAAGAAGUGAGAAAAAAGUCCUGAUUUUAAAAUUGUGAUUCUUUGUCAGACCCUAGUCUUCAUUGUAGCUGAACUGCUACUGAAGAUAAGAAGGGUCUAAUCCUGAACCCUUCACUUUAACAACUUCCUGGAAGUUUGGGGAGCUCUUCCCAUGUGGAAGAUGUAGACUGGGAUAUGACAGUGCUUCAACCACAAGCAUGUAUCAAUGUGAAUGUUGGUAAUUGAGGGGAUGCCCCAAAAAGAUAAAAGAAUUGCUCCUCCUUCCUACCUCUCCCCAAAACGGAACCAUGUACAGUAUGUUACCUUUAAAUAAAAACAAUAAAAUGCUGGGAAUAGAAAAUACCAAAAAAA
Molecule: messenger RNA, 3666 nt
Organism: Antechinus flavipes (yellow-footed antechinus)
Lineage: Eukaryota; Metazoa; Chordata; Mammalia; Dasyuromorphia; Dasyuridae
Gene: FGF10
Product: fibroblast growth factor 10
Exons: 3
Coding region: 224-874 (216 amino acids)
Biological process (GO): cell differentiation; fibroblast growth factor receptor signaling pathway; limb development
Cellular component (GO): cytoplasm
Molecular function (GO): chemoattractant activity; growth factor activity; type 2 fibroblast growth factor receptor binding
Source: RefSeq, a predicted model, not a curated record